This is a messenger RNA of Girardinichthys multiradiatus, 2988 nucleotides long. RefSeq names its product neuroepithelial cell transforming 1 (gene net1). Gene Ontology annotation, molecular function: guanyl-nucleotide exchange factor activity. The transcript has 9 exons. Gene Ontology annotation, biological process: positive regulation of Rho protein signal transduction; intracellular signal transduction. The record is from RefSeq and is a predicted model, not a curated record. Bases 182 to 1846 code for a protein of 554 amino acids. Lineage: Eukaryota; Metazoa; Chordata; Actinopteri; Cyprinodontiformes; Goodeidae.
CAGAGCAAAGUUUAGGAAGUGUGAAUGAGGCCAGCUGAGACAGUUGUCUCUAAAGAGAAGACGAUAAGUGGGGCGGAGGUGGAUUUAUUUAUUCAGACUUAAACUUAUUAUUUCCUCUUUUGUGGAUUACUUGGAGCUAACUCACUGGGAUUUAAAGGAUACUGUGUUUUCACUGAAAGCUAUGGUGGCUUACGAUGAAGUGGGUAGCUUGGUGCCUAUCAAACGGACUCUGCAAGUGAUAGACUGUCAGAACCAAGCCAACAAGGAAUCAGAGGAACCCAGCAACAAGCGUGUCCGUCCACACGGCAGGGUGACGUCGCUAGCUAACCUCAUCUCUCCGGUUAAAAAUGGGGCCGUCCGGCGCUUCGGCCAGACCAUUCAGGCCUCUUUCCGGAGUGAUGGCAAGUCAUCGGGUGUGCCCCAGAAGCCUUGCAGCAAGGCAGCGGCCCCCACACCGCCGAAAAGACGGAACAGCACCUUGUGGUCGGAGACAUUUGACAUCAGCCAGAAGGGAACCAUUUCAACACAGGAGAUCAAGCGCCAGGAGGCCAUAUUUGAGCUGUCCCGUGGAGAACAGGACCUGAUUAAGGAUCUCCAGCUUGCACGCAAGGCGUACCAUGACCCUAUGCUAAAGCUCUCCAUUAUGUCUGAGGAGGAGCUUACGCACAUCUUCGGCAAUCUGGACGACUACAUCCCCCUGCAUGAAGACCUGCUGGCCCGGCUCUCAAAAGCCACAGGGUCGGAUGGGACUGUGGGUCAAAUAGGACAGAUUGUCAUCAGCUGGCUACCCAGGCUCAAUGCCUACAAGGAAUACUGCAGCAACCAGCUGGCAGCCAAGGCCUUGCUAGACCAGAAGAAGCAGGAUCGGCGGGUGCAGGACUUCCUGCAGCGCUGCCUUGAGUCACCGUUUAGUCGGAAGUUGGACUUGUGGAGCUUCCUGGACAUCCCACGCUCUCGUUUGGUCAAGUACCCUCUGCUACUCAAAGAGAUCCUCAGGCACACUCCACCAGGCGAUCCAGACAUCCGCAGCCUGGAGGAAGCAAUCACAAUCAUCCAAGGCGUUCUCUCCGACAUCAACAUGAAGAAGGGAGAGUCGGAGUGCCAGUACUACAUUGAGAAGCUAGAGUAUCUGGACGACAGGCAGAGAGACCCUCGCAUCGAACAGUGCAAGAGUCUUUUAUGCCAUGGGGAGCUGCGCAACAAGAGUGGCACGAAGUUGCAUGUGUUCCUGUUCACUGAGAUUCUGGUCCUGACCCGACCAGUCACCAGGAAUGAGCGACAGUGCUUCCAAGUUUAUCGGCAGCCAAUCCCGGUGCAGGAUCUGGUGUUGGAGGACCUGCAGGAUGGAGACGUCAGAAUGGGCGGCUCUUUCAGAGGAGCUUUCAGUAACUCAGAGAAAGCUAAGAACAUUUUCCGUGUCCGUUCACAAGACCUGAACCACUCACAGUCCCACACGCUGCAGGUCAACGACAUCUUCCACAAGCAGCAGUGGCUCAACUGCCUUCGUAGUGCCAUCUCUGUCCACAGGCCCCACGGCGAGUCCCCUACACAGAAUCCUCACAUGAGUGACGUACACACCAAGCGUCGCAUGUCCUCCGCCUCCGCUAUCAUCCACCUGGAGGAGCCGGAUGAGAACUGCCCACGGCAGACCUCUCAAUCCGCACCAAGCUCACCCUGCAGCAGCAUCACAUCCAGCUCUACUACAUCGUCACUUUCCUCUAACUCCUCCUCCUCCUCAGUGGCCUCAUCGCUGUCAUCACCGCUCUUCUCCUCAUCAUCACUCAAAAGCAAAAAGGACAAGAGGUCUCUGUGUUCCUUAGGGAAGAGAAAGGAAACGAUGGUGUGAAGUGAGCAGGAGAGAAUUGACUGACUGGACACUUUUUUGUACAUAAAACAGAACAAAGAGCGUAGGACUUUAUUUAUGUGUGUCUGCAUGUGUUUGUAUUAUUCCAACAGUGUUCUGUGUUUCUGUCCUCUUCGGCAGCUAUGUACAAGUGCAUCCCAUGUAUUUUGGAAAAAACACAUGAUUUGCUUUAAAAGGGAAGUAUGGUGAGAAAAAAAAGCCAGACUUCACACAUCAAUCUGCGGAUUCUGUGAAGAUCGAGGUUUUAAUCCGGUUCUGUUUACUAUUAAUUUUAUGUUUAAACUGUAUUUUAGACCUAUUUUGGGGCUAAUUAACAUUUUACAUUUUUUAUAUUCUAAAGCGUUUUGUAGUUUUUGUAGGUAUUGUAAAGCAGCACUGUUUCAGCUUUGUUUUAUCUUGUUAAGGAUGACGAUGCACCACACAAAGCUACAAAUGAAUCUGGGGACAGACUUUAUUUUGAUACAUUCCUGAAACGACAGAUUGUGAAUCCUGAACGCUGUUGUAUUUACUUGCAGAGGCAUUAAUUUAAACCCAGAACAGAUCUUAGUUUCUAACUACGAACCACAGCAAUAACAAUCAGAGAUAUAUUCAAAUCAAAUGAGAUAAAAUGAUGAGUUUUCUUUUAAAACUAAAUUUUGAACUGAGCCAUGUUGGUUUUUUAACUGACUUUUUAGAAUGAAACAAAUCAUUUUUCAGUGUAUAAUCUUGAAUGGAGCUUUAUUUGUGGACACUGCGUGCAGCAUCCUGCAUGUAUCUGUCCUUCGGGAGAACAAUGGAAUAAGGAAAAGAGUUGUUUUAAAAGUGAGUGGCAUUGUGAUGUAAACGAAGGCAUGAUGGGUAAAGUUUUGUUUGGGAACUGAAGCAGAUCAUCAGAGCAUGAUAUGGAACUUCAGCCAACCAGGUGAAGGUGAAAUAUUGCUUGAAGAUGAUAGAUGUUGGAAGAUAGAAGAAACUGUGAAUGAUGGAAAACGUACGUAGGGGAAAGUAAAGGAUAGAAGGUUUUUGUAUGUGUGAAAAAGGAUGUUUUGGUUGUCGAGAUGUAAACCAAAGAGGAAGAGGCAAAUGUUCUGCCUUGAGUUUUUAUGUAAUUAACAGAACAAUAAAGAUCUGUGUAAGAAAGUGAA